GCGGCAAUGGCCGUGAUAUAUCGCGCCAAAAAAGACGGGACCGUCUGGGCCGCUCUGGUCUCUGAGCUGAUUAGCUCGAGCGCCAACUUGCGUUUCAGCAAGAACAGGCGCACAUCAGCUGAGCAAAAGUGAAACACAAUCACGACGCACCUUUCCUCCACCCGCGUCCACUCAGCUUGCGUGUUCAUCCCCGUGGCGCGAAGAGAGCAGGAGGGAGGGGAAGGUGGGCACACUGCAGCAUCACCAAAACCUUCCCAGCACCUUUCUGGACAAUCUGGUGCACCCCUUCCUGGCACCGAUGCCUCCAGCUCACGAUUGAACCUCGGCCUAUACAAAUUCCAAAACAUCGCCACGUGAAUCGCCACGGAAUCAAGUCGGUUGAAGUCAAAGCGCAAUCCUGGGCCGACCAUGGUCGCGGGCCUGCCACGAAGAGCUUCUCAUGGUCAGCCCGCGAAGUGGCCGAAUAAAUUGUUCAGCUACGCAUCUCACUCGACGUCUCAACAACCUCGGUGUCGUCGGCUUCAAUGGCCUGUGAAAAUGAAUGCUGUCGGAUCUCUAAACCUGAUUGAACUCUGUCUUCCUCUGGCAGUGGUGGUGCUGCACCUCGGAGCACUAAGUCAACGGCAGUGUUCAGAAAGGAAAAUCCAGAGAAACAGACGCUGAGCAAUCCAUUUUGACUUAGACGACCGGUGUAAACAGCAGCCACAGUCGUGGCAGCAAUCUGGGGAAGAUCGGCCAGAACUUUUGCUGCAAACGCGGCCCUGCGAAUCCAGGAGAUGUCGAGAAAAGACAUCGGGGCAGAAAAGCACUGCAUGCCGAAAGCCCUGCACGUCAGCACCUCCAGCGAACCAGGAGCUGUGCACGCAGACAGGGUGACCACCGGCGUGGCGACUGAACUGUUCGUCCUCAUCCAUGCUCUGGGCCCAGCCCCGCUUUUCAGCCAUCGGCCCACGAAUGCGCAUGUGAGCGUCAUGGCCAAAGGAAUCUUGAAUACCAAUGCAGCAGUGCAAACAGUAGUUGUGCUUUUCAUGAUCGGAACCAAGACUGUCCAGUGUUGCGCAUUAUCCCACGCAUAGAGGAUUUGAGAAACAAGCGUGAGUAUUGGAGUUAGAAGGUUAAGCAAACGCAGAUGGUUCUUCUUGGGUUCAUCUUGGGCCAGGUUGCGAUUUGAAAACUUGUCCAACAGAAAAAGCAACAAUCCAAUCAAACAGGUGCAUCCUACGCUUAAUAUACCCAUGAACACAAGUGGAAAGGGCUUCAAGUAGGCAAGCGAACAAUCCCUACCUCCCCACGGGAAGAAGCAGUCGCAUCUGCUGCCAUGGCAUGCGCCUCGGCCAUGGCAGCCAGAGAGAUUGCUUGAGCACUGACAUGAAGUAGACAAGCUUGGCAGACUGUUUAUUGCGUUAGGCAUGUCCAUACAUUCGCCUAUGCUCAGAUCCCAUCCGCAAUGUGGGCCAUACGAUACUGGCGUCAUGCAAUCCUCGCACGUGUUUCGCAGCGCGCACCGAAGUCUUACAGUGUUGUGUCCGCGCAAUGCUACGGAUACUAGCUUCACUCCACGGUGCCUAGGGUCUUGGACGUCAUUUUCCCUACUGUCGAAAAAUAUCUGAUUUCCGCAGGCUAACUGUGGAUAGAGCUCUCUGAUGCCAUUCUUCUGGUCUUCUUGGACUUCCUUGCCUGUCGCAACGUUAUCUACAAAUGUGCAAUCUUGUAGACUCAACGCUGCUCGGUAUUGCAAAGGUUGACUAUCACUCGCCGAUGAAGCCAACCGUAUCGCACUACCAGCUUCAGCAGGACCAAGAGCGCUGUUUCCCUGGAACAGUGUUCUCCUGAGGGUCACAUUGAUAGCCUGCAGAUAUAUGGCUGCGCCACCACCGCCUCCCAUAGUGGUUUGGCCGCAUUCCCGAACAUUUGCACUGUUGUUUACAAAUGUGCAUUCGUCGAAGAGCACCCUGGGGGCAACUUCGGCAACAUACCGAGUGUAAUUCAUUAAUUGUUGUGAUGCAAUUGCCUGCGCCAACACUGCUCCCCCAAGACCGGCAGUACACGCUGGGAGGGCGUGAUUCUGCUUGAAAGUGCAUUGUGUGAAGACGCCCGGAACAUCCUGCAGGAACACAGCAGCUCCCUGGCCUCCCAUCGUUUUUGAAUUUUCGGCGUAAUUCCCUUCAAACGUGACGUUCCAAGCGUUAAUGUGCGAGAACUCCAUUGCCGGACCAUUCCUGACACUUUGCAUUGAUAUUGCACCGCCCUGGCCAGAGUUACCAUUCAGGGACCAGCUGCCAGCAAAAUUAGAUGAGAAUCUGGAACUUCGAAUUGUGACGUUGGCACCAAUUGCUCCAAGUGCGCCACCCAACGUUUGAGACUGGACAUCGAACUCUGGUAUGAUGACGCUGUUAUUAUGGAACAUGCACCCGUCGAACAACGCACUCCCCACAAUUCCGCCUAAACAAACAGCCCCACCCAAACCACCCUCAAUUCCGACCCCGUGAUGCACAAUGUUGCUCGUGAAACUUGUCUGCAGGAAUUCUACAGUUGCUAAACGAACGCCCACUGCUCCGCCUUCUCCUCCCCUGUAUUUCAUUUGUCCUUCUGGAAAUACUGCGCCGUUGCCUUCAAAUGAGCAUUGGGAAAAGUACGAUGUGCCUUGCAGCACAGCGACGGCACCUCCCCUAGGCGCGUCGCCAAUGGCGCUGUUACCGAAGAAAUGGCAGUCGUAGAAAGUUGCGUUGCCUGCAGACCUGAAGUAGAUAGCGCCACCAUUGCCACCAUCAUGACCACUAAUGGUAUCCUCCAGAGUCGCAGCGACGUUCCGCUCAAAAGACACACUUGUGCAAGUGAUGCUGGCCCCCGACAAGAUCUGAAUCGCGCCUCCUGCUCGGACUGUAUACUUCCCUGGCUUAUCAUUGUACUCGGCAAAGCCAUGUCUUAGUGUAAGGUUGUGGAGCUCCAGCUUUGCACCAUUGUCCACCCUGAAAAACGAGUGCGAGCCCGCGCCGUCCAGGAUCGAUUGACCCACCCCGUCGCCAACAACUAUCACAUGCAUGUUCAUACCCGAAAUGUUCAGUUGAGUAUUGCCGUAGCCGCUGAACACACCAGGCCCCAAGACGACACGCCGGGUGACGCACGACAUGGGAAGCUCCUCCAAGCCUGAGCCAAUCGUGUCGUGGCCAGUCUGAGGAUCAAACAGCUCUAGCUCUUCGGGGCGAUCGUCCACGCGCUGAAUGGUGCGACUGACAUCACCACAGCUAGGAGAUACUCGAACAGUGCAUCUAUCCACAAGCACUGCUCCACAUGUGAACACACACAGAAACGCAAGCCAAAUGCACAUUGCUGGGAAACAUGCAGUACUGGCUGGAGCCGGAAACGGACCUUGAGCCCAAAUGACUAUGGUCUCG
This is a messenger RNA of Prorocentrum cordatum, 3395 nucleotides long. The record is from the annotation of a GenBank genome assembly. NCBI's taxonomy places the organism in Eukaryota, Dinophyceae, Prorocentrales, Prorocentraceae.